Messenger RNA from Letharia columbiana, 2118 nucleotides. RefSeq lists its product as uncharacterized. The record is from RefSeq and is a predicted model, not a curated record. NCBI's taxonomy places the organism in Eukaryota, Fungi, Ascomycota, Lecanoromycetes, Lecanorales, Parmeliaceae. The transcript is spliced from 8 exons. Gene Ontology annotation, molecular function: ATP binding; ATP hydrolysis activity. Bases 1 to 2118 code for a protein of 705 amino acids.
AUGUUGGAUCGAGGUGAAGGAAGUGUCCAAUCAUCAGAAAGCGAAUCAGAGAGUAUGGAGGUUCCCCGAGAAGGGACUCCCGUAUCAGUGGGGAGCAAUGAAGUGAAGAUUGUGGCUCUCGGCGAAGGCAACGACAAAGCUCCAGAUGAUAAAUCUCUAGAAAGUGAAAAGGAGAAAUCAAAUCCGAGGGCCUCAGUGCUGGAGUACAAGAGCGUCAGCCAGAUCUGGGACAAAGAUACCUAUGGUCGCAAGCUUGUCGACUCUCUGGAGGAUUCUUCCAAGAAAACGGACAAGUAUGAGGAGUUCAUCUUCGUCGUCCGACGACAAUAUGAUGACCACAACAUGCAUUUCAAAAUAUUCAUAGACAUUAAAUCGGAACUUCUGAGAGACGUCUUGCGGCAAGUCUUGCAAGUGAUUCCUACAGUCUCCCUGCAUGGAGACAAGCCAGAGAUACGGAUAGAGAUCCUCUUCCACUUCUUGUCCCAAAUCGAAUCCAGGCGAGACAUUACUAAACUCGAUUCCGACAAAGAGACGCAGCACCUCGAUCUACUCAUUCGCUUCCUUCAGGAGCACUACGCAUCCAUCAUAAAGACUCUACCCGAACUUCUCGGACGUGGCGAAAUGACCUUCGACCUUCUCUGGACUCUCUUUCCCCCAAAUACCGUGGUGUAUACCUCCUGCGUCUACUCCGAAGAGCCGAAAUGCCUUAUUUUUGACUUUGGAGAGGAGAAACUCCUCAAAAAAGGCAAAUUUUACGUUCUCCAAUGUCGUUAUCUUGACUUCAAUGGUAAACUCCUUGGUGAAGUCAUGAGCAACCUUUUGAUUCCGGAAUUCCGCGGGGCGAAACCAAUUACGUCUCUGGAAGCAUUUCCACUGAAGUACCACCAGGAGGUGGCCAAGGUCAAAUCAGAGCUGAUAGAACGAGGUCGUCGUUUUGCAUCAUUGAAGGGUAUCCAUCACACUGCUUACCAAGGCCUUGCGCACCAAAAGCGAAAAGGCGAACCGUUCAAGUUCUCUGUGAAAGGCCGGAUAAUGGUGGAUCCGAUCGCUUUCAAAGAGCACAAUCCCAAUUACGAAAGACCACGAGUCGAUGGGUUGUCGGGUCGUGAUAUUCUAGGUAUACGCAUCGACGUUCUCAAUGAACUCCUCGUCGAAGGGCUUGGCCUUACAGAUGAGAUCAAACACCACGGCGUAAAGGACAAAAUGGGCGAGAUGAGAGACGAAGAAUUCUUGGUUUGUGGGCCUACUGUCUUGGGAUUCAGUCUCGAUAGACGAGCAUGGGCGGAGUUCGCUGUUUCCGCAAUACAAGAUAUCACAUGGACCACCCUACCAUUUGAUACGCUUGUCAUUCCAACCAAGACAAAGGAAAUGUUGCAAGCACUCGUGCAUAACCAAAUACCUGACCCAGACAAGCCUGCUUUUGACGACUUCAUAGAGGGAAAAGGCAAAGGAUUGAUUGUGCUACUACAUGGUCCACCGGGAGUGGGAAAAACUCUGACCGCCGAGGCCGUUUCGGAAUAUCAGAAACGACCGCUAUAUCGAGUAUGUGCCGGAGACCUAGGUCUCGACUCGGAAAAGCUCGAGGACCGGCUCGCGAUGAUCCUCGACCUCGUCGCCCGCUGGAAGGCCAUCUUACUCCUCGACGAGGCAGACGUCUUCCUCGAAGCUCGUACCCAACACCACCUCCAGCACAACACCCUCGUCUCCGUCUUCCUGCGGCAGUUGGAGUAUUUUCAAGGCGUAAUGAUCUUGACCACGAACAGAGUGACCGUCUUCGAUGAGGCGGUCCAGAGUCGCAUACACCUCGGUAUCAAGUACGAUCAGUUGAGCAAGAAGGCCAAGGCGGAGAUCUGGUCUGCCUUUAUUCAGCAGGCAAAUAAAGUCUCAACGACCGGAGAAGGGGCCAAGCUCUCUUCGAAGCAAUUGGACGAUCUUAGCAGGAGGGAGUUCAAUGGACGACAGAUCAAGAACACAGUCCGUAUGGCUCACGCUUUUGCGACAGCGAAGGGCAUACCACUUGGGUACGACCACCUCAUGGCUGCCAUUGAAGCGAACGAAGACUUCGACAAUGAUUUCCGAGGAGCAGGGCAGGCUGCGAGCGCGGCGUCAUAUCUUUAG